This is a messenger RNA of Uloborus diversus, 686 nucleotides long. RefSeq names its product ras-related protein Rab-30-like (gene Rab30). The transcript is spliced from 6 exons. Lineage: Eukaryota; Metazoa; Arthropoda; Arachnida; Araneae; Uloboridae. The coding region runs from base 75 to 686 and encodes 203 amino acids. Gene Ontology annotation, molecular function: GTPase activity; GTP binding. The record is from RefSeq and is a predicted model, not a curated record. Gene Ontology annotation, cellular component: trans-Golgi network.
AUUUAUGGUGCAUGCCAAAUGUGCUACAGCUAUGAUGAAAUCGAUAUUGGAUUCCCUUUUUUAAGCCGGUUUUGAUGGAAGAUUAUAAGUUUUUAUUUAAAGUUGUUCUUGUUGGCAAUGCUGGGGUUGGGAAAACAUGUUUAGUACGAAGAUUUACCCAGGGAUUAUUUCCGCCAGGUCAAGGUGCUACUAUUGGAGUUGACUUUUUAAUAAAAACUGUUGAAAUAGAUGGUGAAAAAGUUAAGCUGCAAAUAUGGGAUACAGCUGGUCAAGAACGUUUUCGUUCCAUCACUCAAAGUUACUAUCGCAGUGCUCAUGCUCUCGUCCUUGUAUAUGAUAUCAGCACUUUGUCCACUUUUCAAUCUUUGCCCAUGUGGAUAAAGGAAAUAGAACAAUAUGCUAAUCCAAAGGUUUUAAAAGCUCUUGUUGGCAACAAAAUGGAUAGAGAAGAUAGAGCAGUUUCGUCAUAUGAAGGAGAAGAGUUUGCUUGCCUCAAUAAUAUGUUUUUCAUUGAAACCUCAGCCAAAGAAGCUGAAAAUGUUGAGAAACUUUUCACUGAAAUAGCUUCGAAACUUACUCGAGAAGCUAAAGUCAACAAUCAACGAUAUAGUGAAAGAUCUCAUCUUGAUUCCAUUCCAGGUUACUUAGACUCUAUUGAAACUCAUGACCAUAAUUGCUGUUCUUAA